This is a messenger RNA of Colletotrichum phormii, 216 nucleotides long. RefSeq lists its product as uncharacterized. The record is from RefSeq and is a predicted model, not a curated record. The coding region runs from base 1 to 216 and encodes 71 amino acids. The transcript is spliced from 3 exons. NCBI's taxonomy places the organism in Eukaryota, Fungi, Ascomycota, Sordariomycetes, Glomerellales, Glomerellaceae.
AUGCAGGCUCACUCAGUCAUCCUUCUUGCCUUCGGAGUUCUCUUGCAAGGUGCUUCGCCAUUCACCUACUGCAAGGCAGCUCCUGGAGACUGUAACCGAAACAAGUGUGAGGAAGACAAGGCUAUGCACGAAGACCCGUUGAAAGUCUUCAAAGCUAGAUGCAAUGCCAACGCCAACACCUAUGACUGCUGCAGCGGCGACAUCUACUGCCCUUAA